AGACCAUGUGCUUUUGGGUUGCAGGGAAGUCCACUCUCAAUACCAGCAACCCUGAGGAAUUAAAUGCUAUGGAGAAUCCUAAUCACAGAGUGAUCUUAUGAAGGGUAUGUGCUUAAAGAUUGAAUGUUUGCUAAUUUGAGUCUACAAGCAAGAUAACUGAUCCCAAGUGAACUUUGACCCACUGCACAAGUUAACUCUCAUUGGUCAAGACUUGGACUGAGCUCUCUCUCUCUCUUUCUGUUGUCUCCUGGAUCUGUGCCAAUCACUCUCAGACUCUUACCUGUAUGCAGAUAACAUGAAUAAAGUGUGGGCCUUAUUCAGAUCUUAUCCAUACAUUAGCAAUGUGGUGGGCUAUACAACUUUGUUUGCCACUGCAGACUUGAUUCAGCAAAGCACACUGAGAGGUACAAGUGGUCCAAGCAAUCAGCUGAGUGAGGAAAUUUCUCGACAGGCGGCAUCAGUCACAUCCAGAGAGGAAGGAGCUACGGCUCACCUCAAAGACUCUGAAUGGAGCAUGCAUUCAGCAGGAGAAAAGGAUUCGUCAAUAAUGGUGACAAAUGUUCCAAUGCACUGUGUUGACUGGAGACAGACUUUACGAGUAGCAUUAGUGGGGUUAUGUUUUCAUUCCAACUUCAACUACCACUGGCUACGUGCAUUAGAGAAGAGGUUUCCUGGGGGAGGGGCCAAAAUAAUAUUUGCAAAAGUCUUUCUGGACCAGUUAGUUGCUGCUCCUGCAACAAUAAGUGCCUUUUAUAUAGGUUUGAGCACCCUAGAAGGGCGAGAUGACCCCUUGGAAGACUGGAAAAAGAAAUUCUGGGUUUCCUACAAGACUGGAGUUGUCUACUGGUCUAUAAUGCAGGCGGUAAAUUUCACUCUGGUUCCCCCAAUAGCACGCACAGUUUUUGUUGGAGGAAUCUCUCUCGGCUGGACUGUCUUUCUGUGUCAUUUUCGACAACAAAAGAAUGAAUCUCAUUCCAUUUGCCCUUCAUAGCAUACAUUAAUUAUGUACAAUUAAAUAAAAACUAGUCUGAUGCCCUUAA
Tachysurus vachellii is the source of this 1040-nucleotide messenger RNA. RefSeq lists its product as uncharacterized. The record is from RefSeq and is a predicted model, not a curated record. The transcript is spliced from 6 exons. Gene Ontology annotation, cellular component: cytoplasm; membrane. Bases 296 to 991 code for a protein of 231 amino acids. Lineage: Eukaryota; Metazoa; Chordata; Actinopteri; Siluriformes; Bagridae.